Messenger RNA from Erythranthe guttata (spotted monkey flower), 1126 nucleotides. Its product is annotated as protein SAWADEE HOMEODOMAIN HOMOLOG 1. Gene Ontology annotation, molecular function: chromatin binding. The record is from RefSeq and is a predicted model, not a curated record. NCBI's taxonomy places the organism in Eukaryota, Viridiplantae, Streptophyta, Magnoliopsida, Lamiales, Phrymaceae.
GACUUUUGUGACAGAUAUACCCCUGAUUUCCCUCGAACCAUAACUCCUAAAACCUCAAAUAAGUCGGUCGGAGAAAGGGCUCAAUCGGCUAGAGACACCUGGUUUUGGGGAUUUCUGCGGCGGAAAUGGACCUCCGGCCGAGGCAACGGCAAUCAUUUUCUGGAUUUACUAAAUCCGAGGUUCAGCGAAUGGAGCAUUUACUUAACGAAUUUAAAGAACAAUGUCUAGAGAAGGAGUUCUGUAAGAAAUUGGCAAGAAUUUUGAACCGUUCGAGUGGUCGUGCUGGAAAACCUGCUGUAAACUGGAAUGAGGUUCGAAGUUGGUUUCAGAAGAAUCAACAAAAUGGGCUCUCUAAAGAGAGUUCAUGCAAUGAAGCUAAGGAGACACCUGUUGUCACAGAAGCCCUCGCUCGGAAUAAAAAAAUUGGAAAUCCAAAAAUGGCUGAAGGAGAGAAGAAUGAAGAUCUAUCCAUGUUGGAAUUUGAAGCAAAGUCGCUCAAGGAUGGGGCAUGGUACGACGUUGACACAUUUCUUUCCCAUAGAUUCCUCAGUUCCGGAGAUAUUGAAGUUCAUGUAAGAUAUGUUGGAUUUGGAGCAGAGGAAGAUGAAUGGAUUAAUGUAAGAGAUUCUGUUAGGGUUCGCUCAGUUGCUUUAGAGCAUUCUGAAUGCCGUAAAGUGAAAGUUGGAGAUCUCGUUGUUUGCUUCCAGGAGAGACAAGAUCAAGCAAGAUACUAUGAUGCUCAUGUGAUAGAGGUACAAAAGAGAUGGCAUGAUGUUAGAGGUUGCAGAUGUCUUUUCUUGAUUAGAUACGACCACGAUAAUUCUGAGGAGAAAGUCCGUUUGAGGAGAUUAUGUUGUCGGCCAGACAUACUAGCAAACUCGGAGUGAAAUUGGCUUUGUGGGAAUUGUUCUUCAACCUUUGUUCAUGAGUUGUUAUGUCAUUUGCUGUAGGUGGAAGGCUCUUACAUUAUAUAUAUAUAUUAGUUGACCUGAGCUGUUUCUUCAAGUCCAGUGAAUAAAAUUCUGAUACGAAGUCGUAAGCCUCUUUAAUUUGUUCAAGUCGAUGUUCUUGGUGAUUAAUGAUGAUUCAAGUCGAUGGUGAUUAAUGACGAUUAACGUUGUGAUUG